Eublepharis macularius is the source of this 6168-nucleotide messenger RNA. RefSeq names its product solute carrier family 38 member 2 (gene SLC38A2). Gene Ontology annotation, molecular function: L-glutamine transmembrane transporter activity. The transcript has 16 exons. NCBI's taxonomy places the organism in Eukaryota, Metazoa, Chordata, Lepidosauria, Squamata, Eublepharidae. Bases 439 to 1965 code for a protein of 508 amino acids. The record is from RefSeq and is a predicted model, not a curated record. Gene Ontology annotation, biological process: L-glutamine transport; amino acid transmembrane transport.
UCUUCGAGUGUAUAUUUCUGCUGUGUGUCUUUCAAAGCUAGCCAGGCAUCAAAGACACGUACCUCACCCGAGAUUUUUUUUUUGGCUUGUUUAUUUAAUAAGAGAACGAUAAAUUAUUGUUUUAUAUCGGGUUUUUUUUGUUUAAAAAUUGGACUUUUACAUUUAUUUAUUUGUCCACGGAGGCCUUUUUCAUUGUUAAACGUCCAAGGAAUUUUCGUUGCUGUUUUCUUUCUCUUCGGAGACGCAGUUUAAUUACGGUCUUAUCAAAGAUUCCGAAAGAAGCUCCCGCACGUCUAGAUUACGCGCUUCGUUGAUUAAGACGAGGCAAGUCAAGCAGCCAAGGACAAAAGAUCAAGAGGCAGCCGGGCGCUUCCACAACCCCCGUUAAUUGACUUGCCUGUUUGACCUGGUAUCAAAGGGGGCAUCCUGGAUCCCGUCAUGACCAAAGCUGAGAUGGGCAAGCUCAAUACUUCCCCUGAUGAAGACAGCAGCAGCUACAGCUCCAACAGCAAUGACUUCAACUACCCCUACCCAUCCAAACCAGAUCCUAAGAGCCAUUAUCUAGACAUGGAUCCAGAGAACCAAAACUUUUUACUUGAAUCCAAUCCUGGGAAGAAGAAAUAUGAAACUGAAUAUCAUCCAGGUACUACUUCCUUUGGAAUGUCAGUAUUUAACCUCAGCAAUGCUAUUGUGGGUAGUGGCAUCUUGGGGCUGUCCUACGCCAUGGCAAACACAGGAAUUGCUCUUUUUGUAAUUCUUCUAGUCUUUGUGUCAAUAUUCUCUUUGUAUUCCGUUCACCUCCUUUUGAAGACUGCUAACGAAGGAGGAUCUCUGUUAUAUGAACAGUUAGGAAUGAAGGCAUUUGGCAUGGCCGGGAAACUCGCAGCAUCUGGCUCAAUCACAAUGCAGAACAUUGGAGCUAUGUCAAGCUACCUCUACAUAGUGAAAUAUGAGUUACCAUUGGUCAUCAAGGCAUUUAUGAACAUCGAAGAAAACACAGGACAAUGGUAUCUGAAUGGUGACUACUUGGUCCUGUUGGUAUCCUUGGUGCUUAUUCUUCCUUUGUCCCUGUUGAAAAAUUUAGGUUAUCUGGGUUACACAAGUGGAUUUUCCUUACUGUGCAUGGUCUUCUUUCUGAUCGUUGUCAUUUGCAAGAAAUUUCAGAUUGAUGUUUGUGGACUGGAUUACAGUAUGGUUAAUGAAACUCUGAAUGCCACCUUAGAACAUCUUUCAACUGCGGCAAGUUUUCAUGGAACAACACACAAUAUAACUGAUGAUGACAUGUGCACACCAAAAUAUUUCAUCUUCAAUUCACAGACUGUCUACGCUGUACCGAUCUUAACUUUUUCCUUUGUCUGCCAUCCUGCUAUUCUUCCCAUUUAUGAAGAACUGAAAAGCCGAAGCCGUAGAAGAAUGAUGAAAGUGUCCAACGUUUCAUUCUUUGCCAUGUUCCUCAUGUACCUUUUGGCUGCUCUCUUCGGCUACUUGACAUUUUAUGGGAGUGUUGAGCCGGAGCUACUUCAUACAUACUCUAAAUUGCUGGGAUCUGAUAUUCUUCUCCUUAUUGUCCGUUUGGCUGUCCUGAUGGCCGUCACCCUUACAGUGCCAGUUGUCAUUUUUCCAAUCCGCAGCUCCAUCACUCAGUUGUUGUGCGCAGGGAAGGAAUUCAGUUGGUUGCGACACUGCGCUAUCACAGUGGCUCUCUUGAUAUUUACCAACGUUCUUGUAAUCUUCGUUCCCACCAUUCGAGAUAUAUUUGGGUUCAUUGGUGCAUCUGCUGCUGCCAUGCUGAUCUUUAUCCUGCCAUCAGCUUUCUACAUUAAACUUGUGAAGAAGGAACCUAUGAAAUCAGUACAGAAGAUUGGGGCUCUUCUUUUCCUGCUCAGUGGCAUGUUUGUGAUGACCGGAAGUAUGACUUUGAUCAUUCUGGAUUGGACCCACAAUGCUUCUUCCAAUGGCCAUUAACUGUCCCCUUCAGACUCCAGUGCUCAUUCAACCAUCUCCUGAUAGAGAGAACUUCUUACCUUGUUUGUAGUUCUGCUUCCUUUGAAAUGCAGAUUCUUUGAUGCUGGUUCUUCUGACUGCAGAAUAGAUGGACUUUUCCAGGGGGAAAAAGGAGCUAUUCUGUGCAAUGGGAAUGGACAGUAACAUCAAACCACUGAAUCUUUGGCUGAGGGAAGUGACUAUUUAUUCCAUUCCAGAGAAUGGACAGCUGUCUCUGUAAAAUUUUAUCAAGCCAGAUAUUUGGCUUUUGUCAUUGUUACUUGGAUAUUUUAUUAUUUACUUGAAUGUGCCUAAUGGAAACAAUUGAUGUGAGAAAUCAGUUAGUUUACAGCAGAGAAGGGCGUAAGCUAACGAAUGAAAGUAACAGAGAAAAAAACAUAAUUAUUUUUGUACCAAAAAUUUUAUGGACCUCAAAAGCACUAUUUUGACUUUAAGAAAACGUUUUGUAAGUUGAUGAUCCAAAUAAGGGUAGAAAGAAACCUAUAAACUGUCUAAUCAGUGUUCUAAAUUCAACAAGUGUGCCUUUCUAUAAAGGCAUAACUUUAAAAAGUAUAUUUUGGGCCAUGAGAAAUUAUUUUUUAAAUCUAUUAUGCUAAAGGUCACCUAAUGUGGAAGUCUUAAAAUUGUGACUGAGUUCUGUAUGUGACUUGGUUAUCCUAAAACUAAAACCAAACAAAAACCCCAAUGUUAAUUUAGCUAAUUCAACCAACAUAAACCUUCAUAUUUUCUUGAAAGGAGAUGUUUACUCAAAUUACCAUGUUGUGAAAGAUUUCAUACCAUCAAAAUGGGUUAUGUAGCAAACACAGCAUCCAGUCAAGGGAGUGCUACAAACAAGCCUUUGAAAUUCAUGUAAGCUACAGAGGACCAGUAUUUGGCAAGUAGCAUAAUAGGGGAAUAGAACAGUAAUUAGCAUUUCUCCUCUUGAGGUACUCAAUAGUGCAAUUAGAUAAAAUGGAAAAAUUUUCAUUCAGUUGCAGUUAUCUACCAAAUAAUUUGUCAUUAGCUGCUAUAUGAAGUCUCCAUCUUCAUUGAUGGGGAAUUCUUAUUGGCAGUGCACAAUCCAGUAACAAUGUUACAUAUUUUUGCUUUUUUAUUUGUUUUGAGGUUAUUUGUAACAAGUAAAUGUGAGGUCCUGUUAUCGUUUACUAGCAGUACAGUAUUCUCGAACUGUACAAUCUUUUUUUAGCAUCAAGUUUUCAUCCAUUAUUGAAUUUUAAAUUAUUUUAUUCUGUGCUCCUCUGAACAUGUAAUAUAUAUAUUUUACAUUUUACACCAGGCUUUGGUGUAGGCAGCAGAAGUUCUCUUCAUACGGCAACUGGGAUCCCUAACAUGACUGAUAUUGUACAGUAGCCUUUUUUUAACAGGAAAAAAGAUCGUGUCAGACAAGAUAGUCAUCUCAAGUUUAUUUGUUUCUGAAGUAGAUGAAUGCUGUUGAGACUUAACUAGUUUUCUAAAGAAGCAGGUGCUGUGCAGUGUGUAUUAAAAGCACGCUCUUUCCCUGCACAUUGAUAGAUUCCUGCAGGACAAAACAGAACUCUGCUUUCCCCCAUCCUUCCUCUGCUCAAUGUGCUUGUCCAUUAUCAUUCAGGGGAGAUCUGUGCACAUCUCCCAUAUCCCCUCUGAUUGGUCAAAGAAUGGCCAGUGGAGGGGGUAGACAUGAUAGAGACACACGCAGACCUUUCAGUCACUGGACUGCACACCAUUAUGCAGCCUGAGUGCAUGUCUCAUGAUUUUGUGCUGCGGAGAGGGAAAGGAGGACUCUGUUAUGUUGCAAUGGGAUCCUUUUGUGCAUAAGCAUUGCACACGUGGGGCUCAAGUCUUAAAACGUUUAUUGCUACAGCAUGUUUGUUGCAUCAUUUCAGUCUCAGGCUGAAGAUAGACGGUACUUGCCUAAGAGCACAUUUGACAUUGCUUGUUAUACACAGAUGCUACUGUAAGAAUCAAGACAGGCAAGAAUUUAAACAUGUAGUAUUCUGUGGACUGCUUUCAUCUAUGUUCCUCAGCCAUAAUAGUUAAGAAACCUAACUGCAGUAGUUGUUGGGUUAGAGGGAGCAAAAUAUGGCAUGUAAUUAGCUAAUGCAUUUUUUAACUGUAGGCCCAUUUAUAAUAUUUGGCAGAUAUCUACCAUUGUCUAGAUUUUAAAAUCUAAUAAUGCAGAUGUUUUGUUUGUAUUUCUGCAUGGCAACUGCUAGCCUCUAAAGCUGCUGUCCUGAUUCCACUGAGAUCAGUAUCAAUAGAAACCUGCCUUACUGAACAGUGACUGUAAUUUUUCCUUAACUAUUGUGAGUGGCUUGUAGUUUGACUUAAAGCCAUCAUCCUUGGCUGCACUGUAGUUGAUUACCAGCCUGACCUGACCCAUCAUCUUUAUUCUCAGAACCAGGGAUCCAUCUUCCAUGGCUGUACAUUUAAUAACUUAAAACUUAAUUUUGUUCCAAAUACCCAAAACAACAUUACACGGUUUCAAAGAUGACAGGUUCAUAAAGCAAUUGGUUGGCCAUUUUUAUUUGUUCUGUGUCUUGGAACUAUGAUUGGCUUUGAUGGGUCAGAAUUCUAUUAUACAUACCGAAGAAAAUUAAUGCUUAUCUUUUUCUGCAUAUUUGACUAGUAUAAUGGUACUCAACCUUAAUGCAGCAGAUACUUUUUCCAGCAAUGGACUUCAUCACAUUGCUGGAAGCAUGUGUCAAAGUCUCCAUUCAAAUGGUAUCUUUUCUUCCCUACCCAUUACUGUGGCAUUUUUUUAAAAAAAAAACCUAGCAUGCUCAGAAUCUUCAAGGAAUCAUUAUGAGGUAGAAAACAAAGGGGCCCCAAUUUCAGUAUCUGCAAGGGAGCAAAUAGCCUUUGAAAAUUGCUUUAUUGGGUGCUCUCAGCAGCUGGAAGAGUAAUAAGUGAAAAAUUACAUUGUAGUAUUUUGUGUCAAUACAUGAAACUUGGUCAUUACUGGGGAAGUGAUAUCUGGAAUGUAUACUGUGAAACACAACUUUCUAUAAUAUUUUGUGACUACAAAGUUCCCCAGCUGCUACAACUGAGUACCACUAGGCUAGAUGGGCUUCUAGAGUCUGAACCUGUUGCUAAUUGAACAGUUUGAAGGUUUCAGAGAAUCACCUGAGCUAGCAGUUUCAGUAUUAUUUAAACCACUGUUUUGUCACCUCAUUUUAAAAUGACGGUCUUCCAUGUUGUUUCAUUGAUAAAAUGUAACAUGUUAUUUAUAGAACAGUAACCUGUUGAAGUUAAAACCUAUUUUUCAGUAUUUAUGGGUAGCCUCUGUACAUAAAUUAUGUCUGUGUGUAUAUAUUGUAAGUAUAUUGUAUAUAAUGUAGGUUUGGGAUUUUGUGUUCCUGUAUAUAAUCUUUCAUUAUACUUGACAGCUAAUGUGUUAUGCCUGUGAUUCAUUCAUGUUAUACAUCCAGGAAAGAGUCCUUAGAUGGAAGUUUCCAGAGAAAUGGUACUGGUGCAUCAAUUGAAAUUCUGGGUACUCGAGUCGCAUAAAGACUGUAACAUUAAGAUGGUGACAGGUACCCAUAAGAACUACUUCAGGCACACCUGAUAGUAUUUGUAGCCCAAGGAGAUUUUUUAAAACUGCAUAUCCCACAUCAUAUCACAAAAUUGCUUAUGUAACUUCCCUGUGUUUCAAACGCAGUUUGCCAUGUGUCAUGAAGGCAGAUGCUGCUGUUUGAAGAAAACAAGUUGAAAGUCAUUUAUUGGUUCACGGAACUAGUUUCAUAGUUCUUUGAAGCCGGGCCAUUGAUUACAAGGGCUGUAAUGUAUACAGAGCUCCGUGAGCACUUGGGGUUUGCCACGGGGACGUCUUCCCCUUCGUAGGGGAUGGCAAGCCUAACUGUGUGGAGCUUCUGAUUGUGCCCUCUAUUUAUUACCAAUGUGUACAUUGCAAUAAACAUGUGAAUCUUUGGAGUCUAUGACGUUCAGGUUUUCAGAGUACAAUUUGCCAUAGAUGAUUUCAGUGACUGAUUUUAAUCUUAUAUAUCAGGCCUUCGUGUACAGGUAUAAUUCUACUUUGUAUAUAGUGUGUAUGUGUGUGUGUAUAUAUAUAAAUAUAGAAACACUGUAUUGUUAGGUCAACAAUUUAACCACAAUUGUUGAAAGAAAGUGCUACACAGUUUCAAUGAAACACUGUAUGUUUUAACUAAAAUAAAGAUUAUAAUCUUA